AGACCACACACAAAUGUGUAUGUGUAUGUGUAUAAUUUAGACAAAACGCAGAGAGAGAGAGAUCCUUGCUAAAUUAACCGGUCGUCUAUGGCGGCGGGAAAGGCAGCUCUUCUAGCGUGGCGUAUACCAUCGGCGAGGCAUGCCUCUACGUCGCCGUUUCCAGUUCUUCAGCUGCCGGCGGCGGUUGAGAAUGGGCAGAGCGCCGUAUGGGGUGUGAGAAAGAGGAAAACAGAGGAUGUCUCUGUCUCAGUCUCCUUCAAUCCUUCUGGCAAUUUCGACAUCUCUGCCUUCGAAUCUCACGACGAUACGGAGAAAGUGGAACCUCCGAUGCCUCCGACGAGCGGCCGGUACGAAGUAGUGAUCGACAACGAGAGUAUAAGGCGGCUUGAUUUAUCUCCGUUUCAGACAGGCACAGGGAUAACCUCACCUUCAAGGGCUGAGCCAAGAGAGUAUUUGGAAAGAACGAUCGGAUUCACGAUAAACUACAAAAGAGAGGAGGCAGGGGACCCGCGUGAGCUGUCGGAGUACCCGGACAUAAGGCUGUGGUUCGUGAGGCUGGAUGCGAUGUACCCUUGGCUUCCUCUUCUUCUUGACUGGCGAGCCGGAGAGCUUGCUCGUUACGCCGCCAUGCUUGUCCCUCACCAGAUGAGCUUGAGGAUGGGUGUCGUUUUCAACCCCGAGGCUCUUGAGCUCUUCGUCAUGAACAAAGUCUUCGUCGUUUAUCCAUGGCUCAAACUCCACGGUGUCCCCAAGCCCAGGCUGAAGACCUCCCACAUGGCCAGGAUGCUCGGCUUCGGUCUCGGCGAUGAGCUCUUUGACUUGAUCGAUCAUCCUCCUCCUCUCCAAUAAUAUUAACUAACUUAUAUAUUUUUGUUAUUCUCUAUCUACAUUUGUAUCUAUGUGCCAUGAUGGCUAACAUAAAUCGUUUCUGUGCUCAUCUACCUCACCGCCUAGCCUCACU
This is a messenger RNA of Eutrema salsugineum, 961 nucleotides long. Its product is annotated as protein CHLORORESPIRATORY REDUCTION 6, chloroplastic. Lineage: Eukaryota; Viridiplantae; Streptophyta; Magnoliopsida; Brassicales; Brassicaceae. Gene Ontology annotation, cellular component: chloroplast. Gene Ontology annotation, biological process: NAD(P)H dehydrogenase complex assembly. The transcript is spliced from 3 exons. The coding region runs from base 88 to 849 and encodes 253 amino acids. The record is from RefSeq and is a predicted model, not a curated record.